Corapipo altera (White-ruffed manakin) is the source of this 715-nucleotide messenger RNA. RefSeq names its product ADP ribosylation factor like GTPase 14 (gene ARL14). The transcript has a single exon. NCBI's taxonomy places the organism in Eukaryota, Metazoa, Chordata, Aves, Passeriformes, Pipridae. Gene Ontology annotation, molecular function: GTP binding; GTPase activity. Gene Ontology annotation, cellular component: cytoplasm. The coding region runs from base 1 to 585 and encodes 194 amino acids. Gene Ontology annotation, biological process: intracellular protein transport; vesicle-mediated transport. The record is from RefSeq and is a predicted model, not a curated record.
AUGGGCCACCAGAACACCAAACCCCACAGAGAGAAGCAAGCCAAUAUAGUGAUGCUGGGACUGGAUUCUGCAGGAAAAUCCACGCUGUUGUACAAGCUCAGGUAUAAAGAUGCUUUUCUGACCACGCCAACCAUUGGCUUUAAUGUGGACAUGAUUGAAACCGGGAGAGAUUUCACACUGACGUUUUGGGAUGUUGGAGGGCAAGAGAAAAUGAGGCAGGUCUGGAGCAAUUUCCUGGAGGGCACAGAUGGAGUGCUGUACGUGGUGGACAGCUCUGAUAAGCGACGGCUGGAGGAAUCCAGGAGAGAGUUUGAGCUCAUCUUGAAGAAUGAAUCCAUAAAAAACGUGCCGGUCGUGGUGCUGGCGAACAAGCAGGACUUGCCUGGAGCUUUGAACGCCGAGGAAAUCACCAGGAGGUUCAAGAUGAAGAAGUACUGCAGUGACAGGACUUGGUACGUGCAGCCCUGCUGUGCCAUCACGGGAGAGGGGCUGGAAGAAGCUCUCUAUAGAGUGACCACGUUUGCCAAGCAGUACAGCAGAUCCAAGGAGUCCUUCAAAAUCCUGAAGGAAUUCGAAACACUUUAAGGAUUUCUAUCAUCAAACUCUGGAGAAUGUGAACAUAUUUUGUUGGACCGACUAAAUCUGGAAAUAUUGGAGUCUGGGGAACUUUUAUACAUAAAUAUUUAUAAAGAACUUUGACAAUAUUGAAGUCUAC